Molecule: messenger RNA, 2078 nt
Organism: Drosophila ananassae
Lineage: Eukaryota; Metazoa; Arthropoda; Insecta; Diptera; Drosophilidae
Exons: 1
Coding region: 81-2006 (641 amino acids)
Source: RefSeq, a predicted model, not a curated record
UCAAAUUAAAUACUUUAAAACUGCAAAGAGAAAAUACAUAUAUCAUCCAGAUCAAAUCAAAAAAUAUAGUACCCUCAAAAAUGAUCAGAUCGGAUGAUCUGUUCCUGUUUUUAAUGAUUUCAAGUUUUUAUUCAUUGUUUUCCGGAUUACAAAACCAGCAAGAGGACUGUGGAUAUUUAGAACGAAAAAACGAGCUGUGCUUUCAAACUCAAUGCCGUGAAGAGAAAUAUACUGAAUCGGUUUUCGAAAUCGACCACGACAACUGGGAGCAACUCCUUUACGGAAAGUGGCUGGUGGUAUUUUGUUUACCCCUCCGCCCGGAUUGCAGGGAUCUGGAAGGUGUCUUCUACAAACUGGCUGAUUCUUCACAGAGAUUUCAAGACGUAAACCUGGCCUUUGGGGAUCUUUCGAAACACAACAUACUGAUCCGGCGUUUCUCCAUAUCCGUAUUGCCAGCCAUCUUUCACAUUAAAGAGGGAGAGUUCCGGCUUUUGGAUCCUUACCAGGAUAAAAACACAUUGGCGGCUAUACUGAUUAAUUUUGAUUGGGUGGACGUUGGGCUUGUUGCGUUUUGGGACAAUCCAAUGUCCAUUUUCGUGGAGCUUUCCGUUUUGGCCUACAAGAUGGCUGAGGAUUUUCGGGAAAUGGACGUUUUUGGCCAGAACUUCAACUGUGCAGCAUGGCUUAUGAAGUUUAUCCUGGGCUCUCUAGUAAUCUCCCUUUUAUGGCUGAUUAUUCUACUUAUAGAGUACGUCAAGAAAAAACAACAAGCUCUAGUAUGGUCGGACUCUAGUAUCACAAAAGCUCCAGUAUGGUCGGAUAGUGAGUUAUACGAUCGUUAUCUGUAUGACUAUUCGAAUGAAUACUUCACUCGUCUCUUUGAAGAAUGCCAUGGCGAUCAUAGCUCGGUUGAAGAUCCGACUAACAGAGUCAUAACAGUUGCCAGUCCUUCUGAUGAAGACUUUCCGGAUGAAGAACUCUCAGUUGGAAGUGUAAUUGUAGAGCCGUCGUGUGAUAAAUUAUCCUUUGGGUGGGAUGACAAACUUGAACCUACAACUAAAGAAUGCUUUACUCAAACAUUAAUUCGGGACUGUAAUUAUGAAUAUUAUGGGAGUUUGAAUCGAAACAUUAGAAUAGAUUUAGAUCUUUAUAGUUCGACAGGGGAUAUCACGGAUGACGAACUUUCGAAUCAUAAAAACUAUGCAAAUUCAAGUGAUGAGGUUGUGGAGGAAGAAAGGCUGUUUAACUUUUCUAGAAAUGAUAGUGACUUUUAUGAAUACUCAUGGGAAAGCUCCGAAGAAGAGAAGGAAAACUUGUGCUCUAGAUGCCUUUCAAUAUUAAACUUUGACUAUAAAACCUAUGUAGCUAUUGAUGAUUGGAAAGAUGAAACCGAAAUAGAAGUGGAGCUAUUUAGGAGGGCUUUAGAUGCAUAUGACAUGGACAGUGAGAGCUUCAGCUCAUGCUCAAGUGAGGAUGGCUAUAGCUUGGAGUCACACAGCUAUUUGGAUUACCUGAACUUAAGCUCAAGCUCAAGUGAUGUCUCUAGCUUAGAACCCCUCGAGGAUAAGGAAGAUGAGCUAUCCGGAAUGCCUUUAAAGUCGUGUGGCUCUGAGAACAGGAGCUUAGUACGUGUCAAGGAUAUAGAUGAUCAACAAGUUGGACAACCUGACUCGGAGGAGAAUAACUAUGAUGAAAGCAGUUCAGGAGAUAGCACAAUAAAAGGAUCAUCGGAUGAAAACUCUGAGGAGGGCAACCAGACCUUUGGAUUUUUGGAAAUAUUCGAUGAUGGGAAGUAUUACAGGUACAGUACCAAUAGGAACCCGGUAUGCUACAGAGUGGAUGGCAUGGAUUGUAAUUAUACCAAGUUCGAUCGAAGUGACUUGAUACAUUAUGAUAUAGACACCGUAUUCGUGGAUCCUCCGAAACACUUAACCAAAAGUCGAAAAAAGUGCCAAGAUGAUGUUGUACUCCGGAAAACCUGUGUUGGCCUAACCAUGAUGGGAUGAAUCAAUUAUGUGAUUUAAAUUAUUUUGUAUCCGUAUUUGAAAACGAUUAAUAAAGGUUAAAUUUUUUUAAAU